This is a messenger RNA of Phlebotomus argentipes, 6222 nucleotides long. Its product is annotated as hemicentin-1. The transcript is spliced from 18 exons. Gene Ontology annotation, molecular function: protein binding. The record is from RefSeq and is a predicted model, not a curated record. NCBI's taxonomy places the organism in Eukaryota, Metazoa, Arthropoda, Insecta, Diptera, Psychodidae. Bases 1166 to 3955 code for a protein of 929 amino acids.
GCCGUCGGUCGUGGUGGAUGCGUGGUAGUGAUCGGCAAGCGUUUGAGGACCUAAGGAGAGGAUCUCUGUCUCAAGAGUCGCCACUCGUCAGCGACGAAGGAGUUCUUUGUGCGCGCAAAGUCGUUGGCAAUUCUGUUUGAAAUUGUGCUCCGGCGUGAAAAAAAAAGAGUGCAGGCGGGCAGGACGUCAUCAAUCAGUGCGAUAUUAUGGUGAUUUAUUCAAUUUUUCAACCACCCCCAAGUGUCACACUCGUCGAGGGCUUGACCCAUGAAUUAAUGCAGGAAUUAAUUUCACAGAAAACCCAUUUCGCCGAAUAUGUUGAAUAAAAACUCUGUGCGCCAGUCGUGAAAGAAUAAUAUUUUCCCGGAAAAGCCUCGAGUGUGUGGAUUUGUUGUGUGUGUGUGUGUGGAUUUUUUGGGGGGACGUUUUUUUGUGCGAACACAGCAGCCCCCCUUUUGAGAGCUCCCAAGGAGAGAGAAUCCAUCGAUCAUAAUUUAAUGGUUCCCAGAGACCGCAUGAAGAUUCUAUAAAUAUCCUUGGGAUCUCACGCUGAAAUUGACGUUGCUCCUUGCCAGGAUACAAUAGCGCGAAUACCCUCAGGUGUUCCAUUCCACUUCCGAUUCUGCUCAAUUUCCUCAAGUGUGUGCGUGUGUGUGCGUGGAUUUCUUUCGCUCACUCUCUGGGGUGGAGUCGCAAUGCGAAAUUGAUUGUUGAUUCAGUGAUGAAAUUGUUGGAGUGAAUUUUUCAAUUCCACCCCCUCGCUGGAAAACAUGGUGUUAGCAAUUAGUGAGGGUGUGUGCGUGGUCAGGCUCUGGGUCAGAGGAUGUGAAUAGACCCACCCGGCUGUAUUGUGCCAGAGUGGUGAGCUCUGUGCGCCCCCAGGAAGGACUGUCGGGGGUGAGUGGAUCCCAGGAGGAUCGCAAGCGAGCUUGUGUGCUCUCGGGUUGUCUCCACGAUUCCCAGAGUGGUCGUGAUAGUGCCACAAGAAGUGAAAGCCAAAGGAUCUCUCUGCAAAAAUAUAUAAAAAGGGACACCCCCAACCCCGAGUCACUUGGAGGAAAGAUCUGCCAGAAACGCGCGCGUGAAGGGCCUGGAAAAUUUAUUACAUGUGCUAAAAAGGGAAUAAGAAGGGCAACACACCACAAAAAAAAAGAAGAAGAAAGUGAUGGAGCGGUCAUCUUGUGAUAUAUGGAAUUCAGUGAGAAGCAAACAGAAUGACUCUCUGUGGAUUAUUUACACCCUUUUUUGGAUAAUAUGCUCAAUCUCCCAUUGGAGUAGUUCCAGUGCCGCAACAUCCGUGUCACCCAUCGUAUCAGAUGAAAAUGGACCACUUUCGGAGGUGCAAACAGCUGUGGGACUGGAGGCGUCGAUGCCUUGCGAGCUGGUGCCCAUCUCGGUGUCCAUGAUGACGGAUAAGGUGCAACUUGUCAUCUGGUACAAAGAGGGGAACAUCAAGCCCAUUUACACAUUCGAUGCUCGCAUGAGACCACUGCACCAGGGCAUCCACUGGGCGGACGAGCUGGUGCUGAAGUCCAAGGCUCACUUCCACUACGAGUCAAAUCCUCCGGCGCUGCGCCUGAGGAAUGUGAAGCGCGAAGACGCCGGAUUGUACAGAUGUCGAGUGGAUUUUCACAAGUCGCCCACGAGAAAUUCCCGCAUCAACUUGACCGUCUUGGUGCCACCGACUCACCUCACCGUCCUCGAUGACCUGGGAGCUGCGGUUGCCGACCACACGAUUGGACCCUACCGAGAACAGGCCACAAUCAACAUCACCUGUCUGUCAAGCGGUGGAGUGCCGCCGCCUCGAGUGUCCUGGUGGAAGGAACAUGCACUGCUGGAUGACUCCUUUCAAGUCCUUCCGGACGGAAGUGUCAAGAAUAUCCUCCACUUGUCGAAGCUCAAUCGUCACGAUCUGCACACUAUUUACACCUGCCAGGCGACAAAUGGACAUGUGGUGCCGCCAUUGUCCACAUAUGUGAAAUUGGAGCUGAAGCUUCCGCCGCUGUACGUUCGUCUGCAGGGCCUCAAUCAUGCACUGGUGGCCGGCGUGCGGACGCAGAUCUCCUGCAGCUCAGCAGGGGCGCGCCCCCCGCCGGAGAUCAUCUGGAACAAGGGUGGUCUGCUGAUGCGAGGAGCCUCGCAAACGACAUCGUCAGAUGGGAACGUGACAGUUUCUGAGGUGGUGUUUCUGCCGGCGCCAGAGGAUAAUGGCAAAAUUGUGACGUGCUCCGUGACAACUGAAACGAUCAGCGGUGGAGCUGGUCUAUUUCUAAAAGACUCACGUAUCUUGGAUGUAAAACACGCCCCAAUUGUGUCGUUAUCACUCGGAGCGCCGCUGGAUCCCAACAAACUAAUGAAUGGCUCGGAUGUGUACUUGGAAUGCGACAUCAGAGCGAACCCGCCCAUCAGGAAGAUCGAAUGGUUUCACAAUGAAAAGCAGCUCUACUCCAUGCGGGGCGUGAUUAUCUCCAAUCAAACACUGGUCCUGCAGGCCAUCUCCAAGGCUUCCCACGGGCAGUACAUGUGCCGCUCUGAGAACGCCCAGGGCUCCGUCAGCAGCAACGAUGUGUACUUGGAUGUGAAGUAUCCUCCAAUUUGCAAAUCGGAGUCGACAGUCAUCAGAGCUGCCCUGAAACAGACAAUCAAUAUUCUGUGCGAUAUCGACUCGAAUCCACUGCAAAAUCUCACAUACAAGUGGUACUUCAACAACACCCUCGAUUCAUCCAUCGAGCUGCCGCCGCCGGCCGCCGUCCUGCCGCACGCCGGCGACCCCGAGGAGCAUCGGCACAGCCCCAACGCUCUGGGGGCGCACCAGAAGACGGAGCAUCGCCGCCACCAGCGCUUCCAGACCACGGCGCGCUCCGCCAAGUCCUUCCACGCGCGCUCGCCAGGACGCACAUAUCCCUUCCGCAUCGAGAGCUUCGCCAACUUCGGCACCGUGACGUGCAGCGCCGAGAACUUGUACGGCCACAGCGGACUCUGCGCUUAUCACAUCCUUGCAGCAGAGUUGCCUGAUCCAGUGAAAAACUGCACGGCGUUCAAUGCAACCGCGAACUCAGUGCAAGUGUCAUGUUUGCCUGGCCGAGACGGUGGAAUUCCGCAGCAAUUUCACGUGGAGAUUAUUGAUAAAUCAACAAACACCGUGCUGUACAACGCCUCAUACCGCCAUCCUGACUUCACCCUCAAGCGACUCCCCAUCGAGUGUGACCUCAUUAUAAAGGUGCUGGCAUUCAAUCUGCAAGGAUCGAGUAAUUGGUAUCGUUUGCACGCAAAAACACUUCCGGCACCACUUCUGAGAACAGCAUCAUCGACUGCAGUCUUCGUGAAACUGACACCACUCCUUGGCGCCCUAAUGGGUGUCGCCGGGACGCUCAUCCUUGUGGUAGGAUGCAUCGUCAUUUGCAUGAGGAUGCGACGUGGAAAACAGCAGAAACGUGAGCAUCGCACCACAGAAGCUGGCACAGCUGAUGUGGACAAGGACAAAGGCAGUGCUGAGCCGCUGAGCCGCAACAUGGGCAGUCACUCGAGCAUCGACGACAAGAAUCCCGAUGUUGUGCCACAGGAGAACAGCGAGGAUGAAUUCCUGUCGGAGGAAAAGGCCUUUGAGCGCCUCAAUUCAGAUCGCAUUCUCUACAAUUCACGUCUCAACUCGUCACCUCCGCCCCUGUCGCCGGCCAGUUUCCCCAAGAAUUUCGGGGAGCUCUCGCUCACGACAAAUCCAUCCUUCACGCUGUACAGCUCGCCGCAGCGCCGGCCGAUGUACGCCUCGCCGCCGCUCACGCUGCUCGCGCGCUCGCCGCCCAACGUGUACAGCCGCAACCCCACGCGCUACGGCGUCUACGACAGCCCAACGGGAGCGUGCCAGGCCGGCGCCUUCGGCGGCUCCACUGUGCCGCUGCUCAACAACGGCGGCGCGGCGCUGGGCGCCACGCUGGACGACACGUCGAUUUCCUGAGACACGGGGGGCUCGUCGUGCCACUUGAUCUGCAUCGGCGAGCGCCCCGAACGCACGACCGUGGUGUAAAUUGCGCCACGCGAGCAGCAUGUUAGAUAGGCAAACAGUAAUCUCUUACUAAGUGUAUAUUGUAUAUCGCAGAGGAUUUCCAUUGCGGAACUCGAUAAACGAAUUUACUACUGUUGUACUGUAACCGUUGGAGGCCAAGUCUGGCUGGGAAAACAGAGUUGAGAGCGCCAUUUGAGACUGAUUGAUAGAUUAGAGAUUCGAAUUAUACGUUCAAGACAGAAAACAAACAAACACUUAAACUCACCGAUGAAGUCUAGCCGUUAAGAAUUACUUCUUAGAUGCUAUUAGAUGUAAUCAUGUGUAGGAAAAGAGACUUUGUUUUGUGAUUUACAACAAAAUCUUAUUUUUACUGUCUUUUAUUGUGGCGGGAAUGCCACUGUCAUGGCGGCCUUCUCCUUCUGAUACGAGCCUCGCUGGUAGCAUUUUUUCACGGUAGAGGCAGCACUGAGGGAGGACGCGGUGAACUUCAAUUGUAAAUUUAAUCUCUAGCAAGGGAGACAAUCAGAAGAGCUUCGCCAUAUUCCGUUGACAUUUGUACACUUUUUUACAUUAAAAUACUUAUUAUGAAAGUAUGAAGAGAAUAUUGAGCAAAAUAUGUGUCUGAAAUAUCAAAUAAAACAACAAUUACGCGUACAAAUAAUGAAAUUAUCCCUGAUAAAUGUGAAGAGAUCGUAAAUAUUCUGUAAUAAAGGAAAACAUUUAGUCAAAUGGACAUGAAAUCAACAGUUAUUAGUCGCCCUGCAGCAAAUCCAUAUCUUGUAAGCAGUGUUUAAAAUCUAAUAAUGAUAUUUCUAGAUGUCUUAACUGCUAAAUAAUAUGUGAAACAGGUGUUACUCUUCAUUUCGCUCUGUCUGAAUUACAUUUACUUCAUUCUUAUUUCACUGUAAUAUUCUUAGCUCCAUGACUUGCCAAUAGAUCCUGAUUUAUUAUCUAUAAUCUCAAGUGGUGUCAUCAACUCUGUCGCCAGUGAAAUAUCACAAGAGACUCUGUAGAAAAUAUGGGAAAAAAGUCAACAUUUUCCUCUCCUCAUGAGAAUUGACAGCCGACAAAAACGGUCAAAGAAAAAUGUCAUGAAUUUGCAAAUGACUCGAUGUUAGAGUGAGGAAUUAACUUGGCUUAAUUGAAUAUUAAAUGGUGAAGGAGAAAAUGAAAAACAAACGAAAAUAUAAAUGGUUAUAAGGACACAAUAUUACAAUGUUUCUGUGGAAAAAAAAAUGUGUAUAAAAAAAAACAACCGCUGAAAGAAUGAAUUGUGUAAAUAUUUAUUAUAGAGAAUAAUGCGAGGAGUGAAAGAGGUGAAAAAAAUGCAAUUGAAGGAGCAACAAGAAUGCCAAAUGGAUGGAGUUUAUUUAUCAUUUUCAUCCUUAUUGAAAUCUCAAAUGACACUCGCAUAGCAUUUGACUUAUUCGACUGCCAACGGAUGAUAUUUAUAGGGAAAAAAUAUGCUUCGAGAGAAUGUCAAUUGGAUAGGCAGCAAAGUCGAUUUAUUAAUGGAAUUUUAUGAGUCACUCAGUUGCCCAUUAAAGUGCAUUAUUUCCGGAUUCGCUUAAUUUGAGAUUUUUUGCAAUUUAUUUGUUCAUUUCUUUCCUAUUCUUCUUAUCAACAAAAAGAAUAAUUCACCGCAGAGAAUAAGUGAAAAAUUGAAUUUCCAGCCUUUUCCUCAUCAAUACAUUUUUUUUCCUCAUGUAUUGGAUCGCAAAGGUUUUUUUUUUUUUUUCAAUAUAAUUUCCUGCAAGAUUGAAAUUCUUCGCAGUCUUCUUGUUGCUCCUCACGGAAUUCCUCGCCGUGCUUGUAAAGUUACACGGAGAGGAAAUGCCCCUCAAGGCAGGACUGUUGAGAAGGAAUUUGCCGAGGAAUGCUUCUUCAGGAGGAACUACACAUAUUUAUUGUUCCUCUGCAUGUCAAUCAAUGGGAAUUUCUGCACAAUAUAGCAAAAUUCCUAUUGUCGGAAUUGAAUUGAAUUGACAUUUAUACUUUUUUCCUAUCUUUUCUUUCUUUACUAACAUUGAAAGUCUGCACAGAAAUGACGAAAAAAAAGGAGUGUUGAGAAUUUACAGUGCCAUUAAUUUCUCUAAGAUUUAAUUUAAAUUUGAAAAAAAAUACAUUUUAUAUUUGUAAUUAUUUACUUAAAAAUUAAAAUGAAAUGCGCGAAGCGAGAGAGAGAGAGAGAAAAUAAAUCACGAGAAGGUGGAAAAAAA